This is a messenger RNA of Selaginella moellendorffii, 1611 nucleotides long. RefSeq names its product tRNA (guanine(10)-N2)-methyltransferase homolog. The transcript has 5 exons. Gene Ontology annotation, molecular function: nucleic acid binding. The record is from RefSeq and is a predicted model, not a curated record. Gene Ontology annotation, biological process: methylation. Gene Ontology annotation, cellular component: cytoplasm. NCBI's taxonomy places the organism in Eukaryota, Viridiplantae, Streptophyta, Lycopodiopsida, Selaginellales, Selaginellaceae. The coding region runs from base 17 to 1519 and encodes 500 amino acids.
GGGUUUGUGUGCUCCCAUGGGCGGGGAGCAUGGCGCUGGGUCUUGGUACCUCUGCUACUUCUUGCACAGGCUGCUCGACUACCGCAUUCCAGAGGUUGAGUCGCUAGCCAAGCUCUUUGGGUGCUCCGGGAAGCUGCAAUGGAGGCAAGCGCCGAACCAUCAUCCCGACUCGCCAUUCUACUUCGUGCGCCUCCCGUCGGAGGAUAUGGCGCGCAGCAUCGCCAAGCGAAGCGUGCUCGUGAAGGCCAUUUUCGAGAUUUGGGGCGAGGGGAGCACGUACGAGGAGCUCCGUGCGGCCGUGGAGGCGUUCCCCGAGGAGAAGAAGCGCCCCUACUUGGGAACCGAGGUGACUUUCAAGAUCAUUGUCGACACUUUCGGGAAGGUCAUCAGCUCCGAGGAACAGAUCAAGCUCAUCAACAGCUUCGAUUUCAUUCCUUUCCAGGGUCGCGUCCAGCUGAGAGAUCCUAAAGAGAAGUUCUGGUUCAUGGAAACGGAUGGCCGAGUUAUCAACAAUGGGAUGCCAGCGCCGCUGGAGCCAUCGGUGGAUGGCACAAGGCUCUUCUUUGGACGUGAGAUUGGGGGAGCUGACAGGAGCCUCGUUACCAAGUACGCAUUGAGCACUCGAAAGUAUCUUGGUCCUACAGCUAUGGAUGCUGAGAUUGCGUGUCUCAUGUCUAACCAGGCUCUAGUAGACACGGGCAAGUUUGUGUAUGAUCCCUUCGUCGGGACGGGCAGCAUCCUCGUCGCGGCUGCUCACUAUGGUGCCUUGACAAUGGUAAAAAAGCCUAUUUUUUCUCCUUCUCUUCUUCUUUUUCGCUUCUCAUACUUUGAUCUCUCGCAGGGUGCCGAUAUUGAUCUACGAGUUAUUCGCGAUGGUCGUGGCCCGGAUUGCAACGUUUGGAGUAACUUUAAACAGUAUGAUUUGCCUCCGCCAGUGGGCUUGGUUCGAGCAGACAACAACGCAAGGCCAUGGCGACCAAACUUGAGAGAGGUUUUCGACGCUAUCAUCUGCGACCCCCCGUAUGGAAUCCGAGCCGGGGGAAGAAAAUCCGGAGGGAGGAAGCUCCUCAAAGGCAUCAUAGAUCCAUACAUCAUCCCGGACGACAAGCGCAAGGAGCACAUCCCCUCCACCGCAGCCUACAUCUUGGAGGAGUGCGUCCACGACUUACUCGAUAUGGCGGCGCAGCUCCUCGUCACCGGCGGCCGCUUGGUCUUCUUCUAUCCCCUCUCGCGGGAGGAGGGCGCGGACAACAAGCUCCCGGAUCAUCCAUGCUUCCAGCUCCUUUCUUCCAGCGAGCAAAUCCUCAGCACGAAGUAUAGCCGCUGCCUUCUCACAAUGGAGAAGACGAGCGAGUACACGGACGAUCUGGCUGCCCGGGCGCAGGAAACACACCUCGAGUUCAAGAAGAACCACGCAAAGCUGCUCGACGCCAAAGACAAGCUUCGUUCUUUGGUAUUCACACCCAGCGGCGAAGUUUUGCAGAGAGUUAUUCCCAAAUACAGGGGAAAGUACGUAUGAUAGAAAGGUGGCAAGAGUUUAAUGUAUGAUAGGCAAUAGAAAGGUGAUAGCAGAGUAUAUGCAAGCGAAUCUACGCGGACGUUGUUUGCAUU